Messenger RNA from Crotalus tigris (Tiger rattlesnake), 2615 nucleotides. RefSeq names its product olfactory receptor 1L4-like. The coding region runs from base 193 to 1134 and encodes 313 amino acids. The record is from RefSeq and is a predicted model, not a curated record. Gene Ontology annotation, biological process: G protein-coupled receptor signaling pathway. Gene Ontology annotation, cellular component: membrane. The transcript has 2 exons. Lineage: Eukaryota; Metazoa; Chordata; Lepidosauria; Squamata; Viperidae. Gene Ontology annotation, molecular function: G protein-coupled receptor activity; olfactory receptor activity.
CUCUGCUUCAGGAAGAAAAAGGUUACACUGCAAAGACUUUGUUCUUAGGUGAAUGAUUGUAACAAGGUGUAUCAUCCUCAUGAAAGAGAUCCAUUUUUAGUGAAGACAUCAAGGCUUCCAAUUCCAGUAGAGCUAUGCUGAAAUACAGAGCAGAGAAGUAGACAAGAACUUGGUCCUAAAUGCCUGAGUUGCAUGAUGAACAUGGAGCAGAAGAAUCAAACCAUCUUUGCUGGAUUCAUCCUUAUGGGUUUCUCCUCCUCACCAGACCUCCAAGUGCUUCUCUUUCCCAUCUUCCUCUGUAUGUACCUACUUUGUCUGCUAGGAAAUCUCUUGAUAAUCUUGCUGAUCUUCUCCAGUACCAAUCUCCUCCACACUCCCAUGUAUUACUUCCUCUGUCACUUGUCAUUGGCUGACCUUGGAUUCAGUUCUGCUGCAGUGCCCAAAUUGCUAUACAACUUAGUGACCCAGACGAAAGCAAUAUCCCAUAAUGGUUGCCUGACACAGAUGUAUUUCUUUGUGAGUUUUGCUGCGACAGAUAACUUUCUCUUGGCCUCCAUGGCAUAUGACCGCUAUGUAGCCAUCUGCCACCCAUUGCACUAUGCCAGAGUCAUGAGCUUCAAGUACUGCCUUCUGUUGGCUGCUGGAUCUUGGCUCCUGGCUCACUCCCACUCUUUGUUGUACAUCCUGUUAGUAUCUAAUUUUACCUUCUGUGCUUCCCGAGAAAUCCCCCAUUUUUUCUGUGACCUCCAUCCUUUAUUGAAAAUCUCUUGUUCAGACACCUCCAUUGUUGAUAAGCUUCUUUUGAGCGAAGGAACAACCCUUGCUCUUGGGCCUCUGCUUCUCAUUAUUUUCUCUUACAUCUUCAUUGUCAUGAAGGUGGUGAAGCUUCCAUCUAAGUCCAAGAAGUACAAAGCUUUCUCUACUUGCAGUGCCCACCUCACCACUGUGGCUUUGUUUUAUGGCACUGUGAUAGGCACCUACCUCCGCCCAUCAUCUUCCUAUUCUGUCUCAAGGCUGAGAGUGGCAUCAAUAUUCUAUACAGUAGUCACCCCUAUGCUCAACCCUUUCAUAUACAGCCUGAGGAACAGUGAGAUACACGCAGCCAUAAAAAGACUGGUAAGGAAUUGGUUUUAGUGGAACCAGCAUCCUCAGCCAUAGGUACAAAUAAUCUUGCCUGCCAAUGGAAAGUUGCCCAAUGAUUCCUGGCAUUUAGAGUUUUCUGUUAUUCUCUUGUCUGUAAAAAAUAUAUAUAUAUAGCAAAGUGCAACCAAGCUUACUUUUUAUAUUAGCCGUUUCUCAACAUACAAAGGCUCCUGGAGAUCUGUCAAUAACAUUAUAAGCCACUCUGUUCCGUGAAGCAAACUUCAACUGUCAGAAAACACCCUGCUUUUGGACAGUUUAUUGUCUGAAAGAACUUCUGUGAUGCCUUUUGACAUUGGCAGUAUUUUUUUUUUUUUUGCAAGCUAUCAGAGCUGCUGGUCUCAUCACAAGGCAGGGUUUUCCAGUGGUGUUUGCUCAAAAAUAAAGUUUAUUUAUUUCCCUGGGAACAUUUUGGCCGAAGCGUAUGAAGCAACUAGUGUUUAUUAUUGCUUUUAAGGAACUGAUUCUUUUGCAAGGUAAAAACCAGAAUUCUCAGUGUGCUUAAUGUACUGUGUACGUUUGUGUGUCUCCGUGGGUGUUCAAUUAAUUAUUGGCUACUAUAGAUUUCUUGGCUACAUUUUUGUAUUUUCCUAUUGCCUUUCUCUUACAGAAAGUCACCCUUUGGACCUAAGGCAGGAUUAGAACUUAUUGAUCCCUGGAUCUAAUCUGGUGCCUUCAACCUCUACACUAAAUCCCUAAAUCUCCAUUAUUUUCUUCUUACAAAAAUUAGUUGGAAAUACCUAUUCUUGUUACAGAGGAAAUUAGAGAGUAUGAAUAAUUAACCAUCCUUCGAUUGGUUUCUCUACAACGUUACCAAGUUGGCUCUGUUUUGCUGAUUAAUUUCAUUUGCUUUUAUCCUGCCCUUAAAGAAGUCUCUUCUUCUUCUUUUUAAGGAUGGCUGUUAUCCAUAAAUGUGAAAUACUAGGUGUUUCAGUUCUAGAUUACAAGAGUCUGAAAUUAAUCACAGUGAAUCAUCAAUUCCUCUUCCACCAGAUUUCUGUCUUCCUGAAUCACAGCAUUUACUUUUCUUGCUGUCAGUCAGAACCAUCUCCCAGUGCCAAAGAUUUGCUGGUGAAAUCACAGGAUUUAUUUUAUAGGCUAUCUUUGAUUUCCUUGCCAUAUAUUGGGAAUUAAGUCCCUGAAUUUAAAACUAUCUGUCUUUUGCUAACUUGUGCUGUCUCUCUCUGUCUAAUCUACCUCACAAGGUUUUUGGGGGAAAAAUGGGAGGGUGAAGUACUCUCUAUGUUGUCUUGAAUUUUUGCAUGAAAUGUACGAUAUAAAUCAAGGAAACAAAUAUAUUACCUUUUGUUCAUCCCUACAAUCAGUAAAACAUAUUAUUCCUAUUUUGUUAAAACCUACGGGUUGAAAGUAAAUGUUUCAAUACAAAUACAAAUAAACUAUCAUGCAAACUGGUAACUGUAUCAUCAAUUGAUCUUAUUGUUUCUCUCAUAAUUAAUAAAGGGAUGAAAGUAUUA